Molecule: messenger RNA, 5460 nt
Organism: Phycodurus eques (leafy seadragon)
Lineage: Eukaryota; Metazoa; Chordata; Actinopteri; Syngnathiformes; Syngnathidae
Gene: ptpn9b
Product: protein tyrosine phosphatase non-receptor type 9b
Exons: 13
Coding region: 163-2358 (731 amino acids)
Biological process (GO): protein dephosphorylation
Molecular function (GO): protein tyrosine phosphatase activity
Source: RefSeq, a predicted model, not a curated record
GUUGCUGAGGAUUCAAGAUGGCGGAAGCCCUGACAACUCAGGAGCACCUGGGGACUGUAUGUGGUGUUCCAGGCUGUGGAGGAGUUCCUGAGUGAGGUGCGUUGCAGGGAGCAGCCUCACUGCGUCGGGCUCGUCUCCCAAGCCACAGCUGUUAAGUUUCUUAUGGCCCGCAAGUUUGACGUCUCCCGAGCCGUCGACCUCCUCCAAGCAUACAAGAACACAAGAAUCAAAGAGGGGAUCAUCAAUAUAGACCCCGACGAGGAGCCCCUGCGUUCUGAGCUGCUGAGUGGCAAAUUCACCAUCCUGCCUGGACGUGACGCAAAUGGUGCUGCGCUCGCGCUCUUCACAGCUCGCCUCCAUCGGCCAGACGUGACCACUCACAAAGAUGUGCUGCAGGCCAUCAUUUAUCAGCUGGAUAAAGCCAUAGACAGUGUUCAAACCCAGAGAGACGGACUUUUAUUUAUAUAUGACAUGACCAACUCCAGUUAUGGGAAUUUCGACUAUGAUCUCUGUGUCAAGAUCCUCAAUUUGCUCAAGGGGGCGUUUCCUGCUCGUUUAAAAUGUGUCUUUAUCGUGUCUUCGCCUCUCUGGUUUCGAGCACCUUUUGCCGUUCUACGCCUCUUUGUGCGUGAGAAGCUGAGAGAACGGGUGUGCACAGUGAAGGCUCACAAGCUGGCCAAUCACAUCCCAGUCUCCUCCCUCCCUGAGCACCUUGGCGGGACAUCCCAGUAUAGCCACGUGGCCUGGAUCCAGUCCUGCAUCAACGCAAACACUGUAGAGGGUGACGCGCAAGUACACCACACGCACGACUGCGUGGGAAGCCUUCUGCGUUCUUACACCCUCGAGUGCGGCGACCAGAGCGUCGGCGCCGCGCUGACCCACGGCCAUUUAAGUACUCAGCUUGGCUCGGAGCAAGCCGCGGCUAACUCUAAUUUCUAUGACGAUAGCAAUGCGAGCCAACGCAACCACUGUGGUGUGGACGAGGGCAGGACUCUGGGUCAUUCUCAGCUGAGCCCGCAUUCUGCUGCAAACAGUCUACCGGGGAAUCACCAACACUGGAACGGCUCAGCUGGGAGCGGAAACAACAGGAGCCCCAAUUCUAACAUGAACGGUCGUGGACGUCCGGCUCCCCCCCAGUCGGACACACCCCCUGACACGCCGCUCCCUCACAAAGGCGAUGGGGACGCGGUGGAUGGCGGGACAGCAGACUCGGUUCGCGGAUCUCUGAGUGAGCAUAUUAAAGAGGUGGAUGACGAGGGUGAGGGAGAUGAGGGCGUGCCGCCGCUGCCCCAGAAAGCUUUGCCCAGACCGCUCCACCAGCCCACCUCCCAGACGUCGCCCUUGUCCUCAUCGUGGGGUCCUGAUGACGAGGACUGCCGCGUGGAGGAGUCCGUUCACAUGCCGGAACAGGGAGGAAUGGCGAUGCACGAGUUGGUGGAUCAUGUCAAGAGGAAAAAGAAGAAAGGGAUCUAUCGGGAGUAUGAGGAGAUUCGCAAGGAGCCACCCGCAGGCACCUUCGACUACUCCAAGAAACUCUCCAAUCAGCUCAAGAAUCGGUACAGCGAUGUUCUGUGUCUGGACCAAUCCGGAGUGCGACUCUGCCAGCUCUGUGACGACGAGGAUGAAACUUCAGAUUACAUUAAUGCUAGCUUCAUGGAUGGCUACAAGAGGAGAAAGGCAUACAUUGCUACUCAGGGUCCUUUGCCCAAAACAUUCGGGGACUUUUGGCGCAUGGUGUGGGAGCAGAUGGUACUUAUCAUUGUCAUGACAACGAGAGUGGUGGAGCGGGGGCGUGUAAAAUGCGGUCAGUACUGGCCGCUGGAGGAAGAUAGAACAGAGCAACACGGAUGUUUCCUGGUCAGGAACACCCACAUCCAGGUCUUCCGCGACUUCAAACUCUCACAUCUGGAGCUCUGUAAUACUCAGUCUGGGGAGAGACGGGACGUGUGCCACUACCUCUACGUCAGCUGGCCGGACUUCGGGGUGCCCAAGAGUGCGUCGGCCAUGUUGGACUUUCGCGAGGACGUUCUUCAGAGGCGGGACGUCGCAGUCCAGAGUCUGGGCUCCAGUUGGAAGGGGCCUCCAGGGGGCCCUCCCGUGGUGGUACACUGCAGCGCUGGCAUCGGCCGGACAGGCACAUUCUGCACGCUGGACAUCUGCCUGUCCCGGCUGGAGGACAUCGGCACGGUAGACGUCCACCAGACAGUGCGGCGCAUGCGUACGCAGAGGGCUUUCAGCAUUCAGACCUGGGAGCAGUACUACUUCUGCUACACGGCGGUCAUCGAGUACGCCGUGCGCCGCGGCAAGCUGAGCCCGGUGCAGUGGUCCGACUCGGAAAUCGAGACGGACAGCGAGUGAGAGACGCGCGCAGGGGCGGGAAGUCGGCCUGAACCCACGUCGGCGUGGAAGGUUUUGGAGUAGAAAGAGGACGGAGACGUCUCCGAUGCCGUCUCGGUGAUGAUGCUCCGAUCCGCGUCGGUCCCCCUUGUGAACGGACGCGCAGGGUGACCUGAAGAGCUUUGGAGUCCUGCCAAUUUCAGAGCAAAUGGCAGGGGAGCUCGGCCUGCCCUGCACUUAUCCUCUUGACAAGAACCAUGUAGCAUUUUUCUAUUGUCUUGCACAUGAGGAAUGGCAAACUUGAACCUUUAUCUUCUUCACCCUCAAACUGUUCUGCCAUUUUCUUUCUGAGAGGGGAUGCAGCUUUUGAGUGAGACACGUUGUGACAGAUUAGUGUGUGAGCCUUUUUUUUUUUUGUCGUCCCAUGACAUUUUUCUAUGUCUGUCAUAUUGUGUGCAUAUGUAGACUAACUUGCCAAAGUCAUCACCUCGAAUGCUUGUACUCCUUACUAAGAUGAUAUCGACUGAAAGCGUGUAUAUUCUUGUAACAUGCAGCUACAUUUAUAUAUGGUUGUGCAUAUUUACCUCUUGAUUAAGUGUAAAAAUGCCUAGUUUUAAAGCUGGACAGGUAAAUCCAUGUCGCGAGCCAAGCUAUAAAAAUAACAAUUACAGUCCCGUAUUGGAACGGCAAGGUCAGUGUCUUUGUUUUUGUUGUAUGUGGAAGACAUUUGCAUUUCAGAUCAAAAGAUGAAUAUGAUACAAAAGUUCAAGAUUCCAACUUUUAUUUCAUCGUAUUUACAUCUAGAUGUGUUAAACGCCGCAGGACAGAGCACCUUUUGUUGGAAGCCACCCACUUUUCAAUUGAGCAAAAGUAUUGGAACCAAUAUGAUUAACUUCAUGUAAAUAACAUUUAUUUGGUGGCGUAACCCUUACUUGCAAUAACUGCAUCAAUCCUGUGACCCAUUGACUUCGCCAGACUGUUGCAUUCUUCAUUUGAAAUGCUUUUCCAGGCCUUUACUGCAGCCUCUUUCAGUUCUUGUUUCUGGGGGUUUCUCCCUUCAGUCUCCUCUUCAGGAGGUAAAAUGCAUGCUCUAUUGGGUUAAGGUCCUGUGAUUGACUUGGCCAGUCGAAGACCUUCCGCUUUCCCCCCCCCUGAUGAAGUCCUUUGUUGUGUUGGCAGUGUGUUUUAGGUCAUUGUCUUGUUGCAUGAUGCAGCUUCUCCCGAUUAGUUUGGAUGCAUUUUUCUGCAAAUUGCCAGACAAAAUGGUGUUGUAGACUUCAGAAUUCAUUCUGCUGCUACCAUCAUGAGUUACAUCAUCAAUAAAGACUGGUGAGCCCAUUCCAGAAGCAGCCAUGCAAGCCCAAGCCAUGACAUGACCUCCACCAUGCUUCCCAGAUGAGCUUGCGUGUUUUGGAUCAUAAGCAGAUCCUGUUUCUCCAUACUUUGGCCUUUCCACAACUUUUAUGGCGCAUCUCUGUACCGGGUCAGCCGUGGCCCAAUGGUGAAGAUCAUCGCUUGCCACCAUGAGGGACCUAGGUUCAAGAAGCCCGACUGGACUACCCACCAACAUCCCCCUGACUCACGGCUGUGGUGUCCUUGAGCAAGACACUGUUCCCCCAAACUGCUACAGCAAUCAAUCUAAAAGGCAACGCCUGAGCAACGAGAAACACUCAUCAGUCAUGUUCAAUAUUUUUGCUCACUUGUAAAGUGGGUGGUGUCAAACAAAAGGUGCUCUGUCCUGAGUUGUUUCGCACAUCGAGAUGUGAAUAGUACCAUGAAAUAAAAGCUAGAAUUCUGAAUGUUUGUCUCAUAUUCGUCUUCUGAGCUGAAACCCAAAUGUCUUCAGUUUACAACAAAAACAAAGGAAUUGACUUUGCUGUUCCAAUACAUUUGGAGGGGACUGUAUAUUAAAAGUGAUCCCAUGCUCAGGCUGAAAUUUGUGCUCUUCUUUGAUUGGAUGAUUUUAAAGCAGUUUGGCCUUCAAACUGUUUCAUCUUCCCGUAUUCCAUAAUCCUUUCCAGUAUUACUCUUGAGACUCUCUCAGAUAAUUGUGCCUUCAGGUUGUCCUUUUUGUUUUACGUCACAGUGCAGCAGAUAGAGUAAUAAAAACGGCUUGCGCACUUGCAAAGGACACGGCACACACUUUUUUUUUGCCUUUAGUGCUGCCACUUCGGAGUAAUAUGAAAAGUCAUAUGAAUGGACAAAGUUCUGGUUCCUCUUAUCGUUUGACCUCAGGGGCAAAUUUUUUUUGCGGGGGGGGGGGGGUUUCUUUUCAGAUCUCUUACUGCGUUUUGCAUCUAAAUUAUCAUCCAACCAAUGUCUUUAUUUUGUAUUGUCACUGUAUUUUAUCCAACUAUAUUUAUGUCUUUGUAUAAAAAAAUUUUUUUUUUUAAAAAGUACAGGUUGAAACUCGUUUAAUGUUGGUACGACACCACAGCAGAAUCAUGUAAUAAGCUGAACAAAUCAGAUGGGAGUUGAACUAUAUAUUUCUGUUGUUAAAAAGUGGUGUGUGUUGGAGAAAAUCCUACCAUAAUAUUUUCAGAACUGACUUGUAUAAUUGCUGAUUGUUCCAUUGCUUUGGGGUUUUGUUUAGGAGGAGGGCCGAGGAAUGAGCUGGAAUGGAACAAAACAAAACAAAAAGUGAGGUCCUGCCGUGUGCUGGUCUAUUGAUUGAUUGGUUUGUUUGCAUGAUCACAAGAGUCUUGAAUGUUUUAAGGGAACUGCUAUUCGGUUGAUAUCGGUGUAUUUGGACCCCUGGGUGCCAAAGGCCGAGCCUCCCCUUUUCAUGAACCCUCGGCAUGGAGCUCCCAAUGCAGCCUCACCCCACCGACACACGCGGAGAGUCUGAGGAGCACGUCGUAUGACAAACGCCACGCUAGACGUAGAAAGUGCAAGAGUACGCAAGUCUCUCGAUUCUCCAUGUUCUUAAUUUGUUAUAUGAAGAGAGAAUAAAAACAAGGUCACGUGUCAUCCUGGUUGUUUGACUGUUCCCGUGUAUAUCUUGAGCUUGAAUGUUGACGUUUUUACACUCUGUUUGCCCAGCCGGCCCAUUAAAGCAAUGCUCUCACUGUCUGGGUAGUGUACAAAACUUACUGACCUCAUACCGCUUUAAAAACAAAUUAA